AACUUUUCGAAGCGAGCGACAUUUUACUGAGCGCGAAUGAACGCUGAAACAAAACAGAUAGGUGAUAUUAAUAGGUUAAAAGGAGAAACAGCAUGAGAAAGAACGCAGGAAGUUUCGUAAAUUAUAAAAAAUUCCCAAACUCGUCGAACGAAAACGUUGACAAAAAGAGAAAUCGUCUAUCUGUUCGAAGAUCUUCUGAUCCAAUUGAAAAACAAGAGUUAACCAGAAAAGGAUCUUCCAAGAAGAAGUAUGCGAACAUCAAUUCAGACAUCCUUCCGAGAAAAAGAACGAGUACAAUCGAUGUUGAAAUACCGGUGAAUGAAGCAGGGAUUGGUGUAAUACUCGAAGGCGGUGCAGAAAACAAGCAUGACUCGUCCUUAUACGUAUCUGGGUUUAAACCCGGGAGCGCUGCAGAAAAGUCAAAAAAAAUUGGAAUCGGAGAUAAAGUAGUACAGAUUAAUAACAUCGACCUUCGGAAUGUAUCUAAGCUGGCAGCGAAUUCCAUUCUCCGUUCAUUUGAAAUCACAUCAAAAACACAACCAACGAGACACGUGAAAAUAACUCUCCAAAAGCGAGAGUGGAUAGUCGCGAAAAAUGAAGACGAUAACGCAAAAUUGGAUAUUGUGGAGAUGUCUAGUCGAGGGUACAACACUUUUGGUGAAGGUGGCAGUGGAGAAGAAUAUAAAAGUAUUGAUGAUGAGGAUAUGAGUGGUGAGAGGGGAACUUAUUUUAGAGAUGGAAAAAGAAAAAUCGAUUUUGUGUUAGUUUUUGCCGAGGAGGAAGACAAACAACCAGAUGCUAAACAUUUACAAUUUAGAGAGAAAUUUUUAAAUAAUUUGAAGAGAUCAAAUGUAGAAAUGGAAGAGGAAUUAGCUGAUGAUAAAUCAACGAAGGUUCAUUUUAUUAAAUGUCAUUGUCCCUUUGAAGUUUUGAAGUACUAUGCUGAAGAACUUUCUUUCAAGGCUCCGUUAGAAAGAAGAAAAACAGAUAAAGUUAAUUGGUCAGAAAGAAUGUUAAAUAAGUUUCAUUUGCCAAAUCCAUUCUAUGAGGUCAUUCCGAAUCAUCCUCCAGAUUACUUCACAGCUACUUUUCAGGGUGAUAAAUUCCAUUUGUUUAUUGGGAGUGAGAAUCCUGAAACGUAUUUUACCGAUACUGAAAGAACUCGUGUUUGUUAUGAAAUACUUGAGACUGCGCCUUACGGUAGAAGGCAAAAAGGGGAAAUUGGAAUUGAACGUCUUGUUUCUGAAGGAGUAUUUACUGCAGCAUAUCCUCUCCAUGUGGGCCCCCAUAAACGUCCUCGUGAGACAGGACCUGAUAAUCCUGGAGAUGAACCACAACUUAACCAAAGACAGAUUUUAAAAAUUUUCUGGGCUCGUUAUGUUAAGUGGAUUAGAUAUCAACCUCUUGAUCACAUCAGGGAAUACUUUGGUGAAAAAAUAGGAUUGUAUUUUGCAUGGCUUGGUCAGUACACUGCAUGGCUUUUACUACCAUCUUUUGUUGGAUUAUUAGUAUUUAUUUAUGGACUAGCAACAAUUAACUCACCUGAUAACAGAGACGCACUUGAUAUUUGUAACUCGCCAAAUGGUACCUACGUCAUGUGUCCUCGGUGUGAUGAACAUAUAGGAUGCAAAUAUUGGGACUUAAAACAGAGUUGUACAUUAGCAAAGGUGUCGUAUCUGUUUGACAAUGCUGCCACGGUAUUCUUUGCUGUGUUUGUUUCAUUUUGGGCUGUUUUUUUCUUGGAAUUUUGGAAGAGGAAAGAAGUUACUCUAGCUUACCAAUGGGACUGUCUGGAUUAUGAAUCUGAAGUUGAGCGACCACGUCCCACUUUUGCAGCAUUGGCACCGACUGUUGAAAGAAAUCCCAUCACUGGCAUUCCAGAGCCGCAUUUUCCAACUAAAGAGAGAGCACCAAGACUGUAUUCAGGAAUUUUAAUCAUAGUCACCAUGGUUUCUCUGGUCUUAAUUUUCAUGCUGGGUGUUAUUGUGUACAAGUUGCUUGUGUAUCGACCCCUAGCAAGGAAUCCCUUGACUGCUUCCAGGGCUUUACAAAUUGCAAAUAUAUCUGGUGCUGUUUGUAACUUGAUAUGUAUCAUGAUCCUGUCCAGGGUGUAUGAAAAAGUUGCUUUGGCGCUGACACAUUGGGAAAUGCAUCGAACACAAACGGAAUAUGAAGACAAUUUAACCUUCAAAGUUUUCGUUUUUCAAUUUGUGAACUUUUACGCCUCUAUUUUCUAUAUCGCCUUUUUUAAAGGGAAAAUGAUUGGAUACCCAGGGCAUUACACUCAGCUAUUUGGGCUCCGCAUGGAAGAGUGUGGUCCUGGUGGAUGUCUUAUAGAGCUUGCACAACAAUUAGUUAUUAUUAUGGUUGGUAAACAGAUCAUUGGAAAUGUGCAAGAAGUUAUGAUUCCAAUAAUUAAGCAAAAGUUGAAAAAGCGUAAACGAGGCAAGAAAACAGUUCAAACGAAACCAAGGUGGGAGGACGAUUAUGAAUUAGUUGAGGAUGAAGGAUUGUUUGCCGAGUACCUUGAAAUGGUGAUCCAGUUUGGUUUCAUCACAAUUUUUGUGGCUGCUUUUCCGUUGGCUCCAUUCUUCGCAUUGGCUAACAAUAUCUUUGAGAUUCGUAUCGAUUCUAAUAAGUUGCUAUGUGAGACGAGGCGACCAAUUGCUGAUCGCGCCCAAGAUUUAGGAAUUUGGUUUAAUAUUUUGGAUGCGGUGGCAAAGAUUGCGGUUAUUUCGAACGCUUUUCUAAUUGCUUUCACAUCAAACUUUUUACCGAAAUUAUUAUAUCGUUCCACCAUAUCGCCGGAUGGUUCACUAGAAGGUUAUUUAAAUUAUUCGCUAGCCACGUCACCACCAAAUACCACGGAUAAUCCGUGCAGGUAUCGAGAUUUCCGCGAUCCUAACGGCGAGAUGACGGCUUUUUAUUGGCAUCUGUUGGCGUUAAAGUUGGGCUUUGUUAUUGUGUUUGAGCAUUUCGUAUUCGCCACUCAUAAGCUGAUCGACUUUUUGGUGCCAGACAUACCAGAGGAGUUAGAUAUAGCCAUCAAGAGAGAGGCUUACAGGGCGAAGAAAGCUCUCUCAGAUCACCCGUCGCUGAUUGACAAUUCAGAAGACGAGUUAGAUGAAAAGAAUAUCGACAUCAAAGUACGGUAACCAUGCCGACGACGUUAUCCAUUGGUUGACACACAGUUUUGUGGUGGGCGCGAGUACUUAUUAUAUUGUAAAUAUAUUAACUAGUUUAUUGUAAAUAUAGUAACUAGGGACGCUAAAAGACAGGGAUAUAAUGUUUUAAGUUAAAAAAAACAACAAAUAUUUAAAUUGCGUGAAGACAAUAUUUUGAGUAAUAGAUACAAUGUACGUAGGUGUUGUUCAGUGUUCAUGCUCGUCCUGAUGUUGUUGUUCGUUGUUGUUUUUUGUUUUGUAAAUAUCUUUAUUUUUUUAUGCACGUUCUCUUUAAUCACCAUUUUAUUUUAUUAGUAAUUUUUUUAAGCCUUUUUGUAUUCGUCUGGGGUGUGUCGGAAAUUAUUUAUUUUUUUAUGUUGUGAGUUGUGUUCACUGAACUAAACUAUCACUCGGCUUUUUCACGUCCUUUCGUUGCCACUAUUUACGGUCAGCGUUAUUCUAAAAUUAAGCUGCGUACUCAGUUUACUGGUAUAUUUUCUAAAAUGUUCAUCAUUGUUCUUGUUUAAUGAAUAUAAAUGUACCACA
Molecule: messenger RNA, 3710 nt
Organism: Hydractinia symbiolongicarpus
Lineage: Eukaryota; Metazoa; Cnidaria; Hydrozoa; Anthoathecata; Hydractiniidae
Product: anoctamin-7-like
Exons: 29
Coding region: 93-3155 (1020 amino acids)
Biological process (GO): chloride transmembrane transport
Cellular component (GO): plasma membrane
Molecular function (GO): protein dimerization activity; chloride channel activity
Source: RefSeq, a predicted model, not a curated record